AUGCCACGGAUCUCGUCCUCGUAUCAACUUCUCAUAUUUCUGUGCCAAGAAAAGAGAGAGUAUCAGAAGGUUCGUGUGAGACAUACGGUUGUGAAGCCAAUAGAGGAUAGAAAUCUGAAAUGGAAAGAUAAUAAAGUGUUUACUGAUCUCGAUAACAUGAUUCAAGACAUCCUCAAUGAUCAGCUUGAUAAAAGGUUUUGGGAAGUAAUGGCUAAUUCCACGUCCAACAAGAGAAAAGUUCACAUCAGCCCACCCUUGGUUCAAGAUACCAAUGAUGUUGAAGCUCACAACAUGGAUAUACUUGGAUUGGCCGAGUCGGUUCAGAAUCUGACUGGAAAAUUAGAUGGAAUAAAUGCUUGUGUAGCUGAGAAGGUAAUUGCGAAACUGGACGCAGCCAUACAAGCUAAGGUUGAUCCUAGGAUUGGUUUAUAUGAGAGUGAGUCAAACAAGAAGAUUUCCAUGUUGGAGGAAGAAAUAAAGAAUCUUAAACAGAAGCAUGGAGUAUUCAUUCCUACCGAGGUGGCUAACUCCAAUGGUGGCAACUCCAUUGCCCAAUAA
Molecule: messenger RNA, 558 nt
Organism: Eruca vesicaria subsp. sativa (arugula)
Lineage: Eukaryota; Viridiplantae; Streptophyta; Magnoliopsida; Brassicales; Brassicaceae
Source: the annotation of a GenBank genome assembly